Molecule: messenger RNA, 1721 nt
Organism: Myzus persicae (green peach aphid)
Lineage: Eukaryota; Metazoa; Arthropoda; Insecta; Hemiptera; Aphididae
Product: zinc finger BED domain-containing protein RICESLEEPER 3-like
Exons: 2
Coding region: 970-1701 (243 amino acids)
Source: RefSeq, a predicted model, not a curated record
AUACUAGGGGUCUCGUUUUUGUACGUGAAUAUGAAUGUACGUGUUCACGGAUACUGUGAUCACGUGAAUGAAACAAAAUAAAUCACGUAAAGUUAAUACACGUGAAUCAACGAAAGCUUAAUCACGUGAACAUGUAUUUGAAUCAUAUUCACGUGAAUACGUGAAUUAGUAUAUUCACGUGAAAACUGAAUGAUAAAUAUGCCCAAUAUCAACUAUUUUAAAUGUAUUGUUAAAUUUCACCACUUGGCCCGUUGCGUGUUUUAUCUUAUCUGGUUGUUGGAUAAGUAGUGGUGUGCUGGGAAAUUUUUCUGUGCACGUAAUAAUUAACGGUGUCCGGUUGCGAAAAUAGAACUCUAUCGUCGUUGAUAAUACGAUAUUAAUGUAGUAUACGAGUAUACGAUGCGUUUAGUUGGAGUGCAACCAUUAAGUGAUCGCAUUCAUCAAAAAUAAAAGUUUUCUUGACAAAAUGGUGAAAAGAAAAAGUUGGGUAUGGGAUUUUGCCAAACGUGAAGGUGAUCGGCGCCUUUUGCGAUUUAUGUGACGGUGAAAAUAAUAAUGAAUAUUCUUGUGUUGGCGGCACUACAGGGUCUUUAAUAAGACAUUUACAAAAUGUUCAUGGUAUUGCACCACCAGAUGAGUCAGUAAGAAAGAGGUCGAAAUUGGGGUUCAAACGUGUAUCUAAUGAUUUAGAAGUAGAUUCUACAUUGAGUAAUACAACUUUUACCGAUAAAGAUGAUGAUACAAUUCUAAUUAACAAUACUACAUCAACUUCUUCAAAUUCUGAAAAUAUCGAAAAAUCUAUACCUAGAAAACGUCGUAAUGUUCCUAAAAAAUGUGGGUCAAGUGUUAAUCGAGAAUGUAAUCCUGAAAGAACAGAACAAAUUCACCAGGCACUGGCUUCAUUGAUUGCAAUGAAUCAGUUACCUAUAUCGUUUUGCUCGAGUCCUGGCCCCUGGGUUUUGUCAAUUCAUGGCUGUUGUAGAGCCUAAUUAUAAAAUAUGUAUAUGUAGAGAUGAAGUAAUGAAAAAAAGGCUACAUUCAUUGAAAUUAAAAGUUGAGAAUAAAAUAAAAAAUGAAUUAAGAAAUGUGAAAAGUUUAGUUUGUACCACUGAUGGUUGGUCUUCAAUGGAACAAAAUUCAUAUAUAUCAUUAACUGCUCACAUAAUAAACAACGAAUGGUUGCCAAAGUCAUUUACUUUAGCCACACAAGAGAUGGAAGAACGACAUACGGCUGUAAAUCUAGCAGAAAAAUUAAAAAGUAUAUUAGAUGACUGGGAAAUUAAUGGUAAAGUUUCAACUGUUAUCACAGAUAAUGCAAAAAAUGUGGUAAAUGCUGUCAAAUUACUACCUCUUAAUAUAGACAAUGAAAACAUGGAUGUGACAUGCGCAGCUCACAGUCUACAAUUAGCCAUUAGUAUUGCACUAAAAGAUGAAAUAUUUUCAGAACUAAUAAAACAAUGCAGUUCUUUAGUUGGGCAUUUCAAACAUUCAAAUGUAGCUAAACAGUCAUUAUUUAAAAAACAAGAACAACUAGGAAUUCCUCAUAAGUCACUGGUUCAAUGUUGUAAGACACGAUGGAACUCAAUAUACUUAAUGUUAGACCGCCUUUUACAAAAUAGAACCGCAAUUUUAAAUGUAUUAACGGACAGAACCGUUACGUCUUUGUAUAUUGCUCAAAAAUUAGAAAUAACAGAAUCAUAAUGGUUAAAAAUAGAAAUUCU